This is a messenger RNA of Acaulospora morrowiae, 1632 nucleotides long. The record is from the annotation of a GenBank genome assembly. NCBI's taxonomy places the organism in Eukaryota, Fungi, Glomeromycota, Glomeromycetes, Diversisporales, Acaulosporaceae.
AUGUUAAAGAUGAUCAGCAUCCGAGGUUUUUAUAUUAGAGUUGAAUGGACUAAAGACGUAAAGGAGAAUAUUAUGAUGAAAGACCUGAUCUCCGAGCGUAAUAUUCUGAUGGCAGAGCAACAUAAUGAAGUUAUAAGAACAGCAGUAGUUCGUGAUCAAGUUGUACGGACUACACUUACCAGACAACUGGAGAAUUUUAAAGGUGAUCAUGUCCAAUUAUCGGCAAGAAAAAGGUGUAAUUCGAAUGAUUUUGAAGAAGGAUUCUCGACUCCACCAAAUAAAAUCAGAAUCUUCAAUAGAAUGUCCCCGAAUGAGAGCCCAUCCACAAUAAGAGAUUCAAAGAUAAUGUUGGAAACUUUUGAUGAAAAUUUUUACCAAGAGGCUGAAACAGAUUUUACAGAUGAAGAUUUGGCGAAUUCAGUGAUCGAUACCUCCAACACUUUCGGCAAAGUUGAAUUUCCGUCAUAUUAUAAUAAACUUAAAUCUAUAUGGAACAAUCAAGAUACUACGAAUUAUCAUAUUAUCGAUUUAGGGGAUAAAGAUACAUCGCAUAAGGUUCAUGACCUUUUAGAUGAGAAUGAGUUAAAAUCGUUAUUUAACAGGUUAGUGUUGGAUGAUGAGGAUAUGCACAUAAAUGAAAAGACACGUAGAUAUAUAGAGCUCUUUGAUUAUAUUAUGAAGGAAGAGAACGUGGAAGAUAUUUAUGAUGACGUAGUUGUGGACGAAGUAGCUCGCGGUGAUCUUGUAUGUGAGAAUAAUGAAGAGACGAAAAAUAUGGAAGGAGGUAACGAAAAGUUUAACGAAUCAAUUGCUAAAAUGGAGGAAAUAGUGCAUCAGCUGGAUUCUUUACCCGAAAAAUAUCACUAUCUAUCCAACACUUUUAUGUCAGCGCAAUAUUAUGACCAAUCUAAAAUGCCUGAUAUGUUUAUUGUUAAGAGCGUCUCUAGUCACCUUGAUACUAUCACAAAGAUGAAUGGUGCCAUGAAAAAUACCCCUGAACGUACAUGGACAGCUCACGUAUUAGCAUAUCUGUUUUUUGUUACAUUUUGUUUUAUCGACUCAUUACAUUAUUUUUCAUGUGAGCGAAGUAUUUCUACAAAAAUAGAUGUUCAAGAAAAUGGUUUUAAAGCUGAUGGUGUAUUAGAGUUUUUCGAGCGACCCAUGCAAAUUCCACUGUUUUUGCUCGAGGUAUCUGAAGGUCCCAAUAAUCCUGACCCAGAUAAAAUCAAUGAAGAUAGGCAGAAGUUGAUGAAUGAGGGUGUUUUUGUCAUCAAUAAGUUUAUGACAAGGACGGGACUGCCAACGUGGGAAGUAUGUAGUACAUUGAAGGUUUUCUUGGCUCAAGGAUUUGGUGAUAAUGUUGAAAUUGGUCAAAUGAUAUUUAAUGGACCUGGAUUGUACUUGUUCUCACCGUUUACGAUUCCAGCUCUCGUCAUCCCAACUUCUACUGAUAACUUAGAACUUGUACCUCGACUCAUUCGAACACUCUUAUGUUUACGAUAUAAUGUUCUUAAGGAGGUUAGGAUGUUUGAGAUGUUUGCAAAGGAAGGAAAGCGACGUAUCGCGAAAUCUAAAACUAAAUAUCCAACUGGAGUCACACCAGAACGACCAAAAGCUACCAGAGCAUGGUAA